GUCUCGCCAUCUCCUCUCCCAUUUUCUGACCCAGUGAGCGUCCGCUCAAGGUCCCCCGUGGGAUAUAACCCGUAGCUUUGCCCGCACACGGCCCCCAUCCCGUCCAGUCGCAGGGCGAGUCGGACACCACUUCAGCCUCCUCCCGCACCCUGACAUGCAGCUCACCUUCUCACCCGCUCUCGGCGCUCCGUUCCCUUGGUCGUGCGACCAGGGAAGCACGAUGCCUCUCAAGACGCCCUCUCAAGGCGACAUUCGACUCGCUUGCCUCGUACGAGCAUGCAAAGUCGUAUGGUAUGCGGGUGGAAAUGUGGACAGACCUGCCUUGGAGGGCAGGGCUCCGGGAGAGUGGGGUGCCGUGCCAUUUACCUUCCACGAGUCUAGGGAUGAGGAGUCUGGGGCGGGGCACAAGGUGCUUUCCCUCCCCUCUCCCGCCAAGGUUUCCGCCACCAGUCUUGCUGUGUACGCCGAGCUGCCCCUGCGCCUGGGCGGAUAUCGCAGUGGCCACCGCUUUUCCUUCACGUACCGGCUGGUGUAUGCUUCCGGGGAAGUUCGCUGGCUCGGUGCGUUCGGACAGAACGGUACACUGGUCGUCAGCCACCAGUCCUUGCCGAAAGCGUUGGGGAUUGCACUGAAAGCCGGAUGGCAAACCAGGGCGACGAUGUCGCGGUCUUCGAGGCCGGACCGGCGAAAGGGCGGGAAGUCGGUAAGCUUUCGGACAGUCACUCUUGGUCAAGUUGGGUCAUCGGGAGGGAUGGCUGGCCUAUGUUCUCCUCCACUCACGAGGCAGAUUCCUGCAUUGCUCUUGUUCUCAUCUCCCGUCCUCGUGGUGAUGCCAUUACUUCGAUUCCGCCUGUUGUCCUCAGCGCGUCAUCUGGCGCAACUAUCGGCAUCGAUGUCCACGGUCGUAUCACCUAUUCCUCAGACAGUGACGAUACCCACCUGGCUCUCCGUGUCAUCGACGACACUAGAUUUGUCGUGUUGACCGACUGCGACGUCCAAGUACGCCUGUUGGGACGUGAUCUCAACCCUGCGUCUGCCAGGAUCGUAGCUUGCCAUGCACCAGGUGCUGCAAUGCCGCUUUCUGUCUUGGUGCUGCCUUCGAAGGUUGGGCUUGGUAGCCAAGAGAUUCCCCUCGACAUCAAUGCCUUGGCACCAGUUGCUCCCGACGGCGCUCCUCGGUCCUUCGUGGCGACGACCUCGGACAGGAAAGCC
Fomitopsis serialis is the source of this 1212-nucleotide messenger RNA. RefSeq lists its product as uncharacterized. The transcript has 2 exons. Bases 155 to 982 code for a protein of 275 amino acids. The record is from RefSeq and is a predicted model, not a curated record. Lineage: Eukaryota; Fungi; Basidiomycota; Agaricomycetes; Polyporales; Fomitopsidaceae.